Molecule: messenger RNA, 2688 nt
Organism: Lineus longissimus
Lineage: Eukaryota; Metazoa; Nemertea; Pilidiophora; Heteronemertea; Lineidae
Product: acyl-CoA Delta-6 desaturase-like
Exons: 13
Coding region: 661-1959 (432 amino acids)
Biological process (GO): lipid metabolic process
Cellular component (GO): membrane
Molecular function (GO): oxidoreductase activity, acting on paired donors, with oxidation of a pair of donors resulting in the reduction of molecular oxygen to two molecules of water
Source: RefSeq, a predicted model, not a curated record
UUCUAACAGACAGUCGGCUAACGAACGCUAGCCAUAGCGCUAGCGUUGACAUACACUGGUUUAUCGAUUUUCUGUCUAGCCGAGUCGAUUGUUGCGCUAAGGAUGUGCAUGAUACUACAGCACAGCAUAUAUUGCCGUCUUUAACGACUAUUGUGCUGAAACAUGCAUUUCACAAGAUAUUUCGUAUUUUUGUAUUCUCGGCAAAUUUUAUGAGGAUUUGGACGGAUAUCUAAACAAAGGUAUCAUAUAGCGAUAUUGUCGUACAGUAAGUAGCAAGACGCCGAUUCCAGCACUGUUUGAUUCGGAUUAUCUUGAAAGGCUUGUUGUAAUGCCGCAGACGAUAGUGUAAACAACAAAGAAAAGGAAUGUCCUACGGUAUCACCUGGAUUUCUAUACAUUUCAUAUUCAAGAAUAUGUGUGUCUUUCUUGGAGGAUUAGAAUAAACCCAAGAUACUUUGUGCAAAGUGUAGAAAUCUCAUGAAGUAUCCACUGUGUACAUACUGUUAUUAGAUGCCUACAUAGAUCAUACAAGCAGGGACAGCCUGACCACACGGGAUCGGUCGCCAGCUGGUGACAUAGCCUGACAUCUUCUAUAAUCAACUUCUGACGAAAGGCGGAAGCCGGUCGGGUGAUACAUGUACCGUAGUUGCAGGAAACAAGAUGGGGAAAGAUUCUAAGACAAGGAUCAUUACAUUGGAGGAAGUAUCAAAACAUGGUCAAAAGGGAGACAACUGGAUCGUCAUUUCCGGUCAGGUGUAUGACGUCACGGAUUGGAGCAGACGACACCCAGGAGGGUCAAGGUUACUGAAUCUUCUUGCCGGUCAAGACGCGACGGAACCGUUCCAUGCCUUCCAUAAUGACCUAAACUAUGUUACGAAGUUCUUGAAAGCAGUGCGAGUUGGCGUUUUGCGGGACGCCGAUAAGUCAUUACGCUCUAGCGUCGACCAAGACUUUGAUCAACUUAGAGAGACGGCUAGGAAGAUGGGUUUAUUCGAGGCCAGUUAUUUUUUCUUCACCAUCAUGUUGACGCAUGUUUUCAUACUAGAAGCACUGGCCUAUCUGAAUAUGUGGUACUGCGGUACUGGAUGGAUUGCAUAUAUUAUCUCUGUUAUGCUUUAUACCAUAUCGCAGACACAGGCGGGAUGGUUACAGCACGAUUUUGGGCAUCUCUCCGUCUUCAAAGAUACAAAACUCGAUCAUUUCUUACAUCAUUUAACAAUGAGUUUCACAAAGGGUGCAUCGGCCAAAUGGUGGAACCAUAUGCAUUUCCAGCAUCAUGCGAAGCCUAAUGUGAUCGACAAAGACCCCGAUGUCCGUUUAGAACGUUUCCUGGUUGUGGGUGAUGUCAUUCCAGUGGAGAUCGCUCGCAGAUGGAAGAGAUGCAUGCCAUACAACUUGCAGCACAGAUACUUCUUUUUAAUUGGUCCUCCUCUCCUGAUUCCCGUGUAUUUCCAUUACAUGAUAAUAAGGCACGUGAUCACGAGAAAACUAUGGGUUGACUUUGUAUUCAUCAUGGCUUACUAUGCGAAAACGCUCUAUCUUUACACGCCAUUGCUCGGAGUUUUGGGGACCAUUAUAUAUGUCUUUAUCGUGAGAUGCUUGGACAGCAUUUGGUUUGGCUGGGUGAGUCAAUCGAACCAUAUACCUAUGCAGAUCGACCAUGAUGAGGCCAAGCCAUGGCUAGCCCUACAAAUCCAUGCCACUUGUAACGUGGAGAGGUCCUUCUUCAAUGACUGGUUCACGGGCCACUUAAACUUCCAGAUUGAACACCAUUUGUUUCCGACCAUGCCCCGUCACAACUACUACAAGAUGGCAUCACUUGUCAAGUCCCUUUGUGAAAAACAUGGCAUCAAAUAUCAAGUGAAACCCAUGGGGAAAGCUAUGGCUGAUAUAACCAGGUCGUUAAAGCAUUCCGGUGAUCUUUGGCAGAUUGCGUACAAAGCAUAUCAUCUUCACUAAAACCAGUCAGCAGAUGCAGUUUUAUAUGACACUGUAAAGGAGGCUCUUAAAAGCAUGAAAGUGAAGGAGAAAUACUUUUGUGUGGUGUUACAGCUCAUCGGAAGAAGUACUGGUCUUUUGUAUCAACAGAAUAAACACAAUGAAUCGAACACUAUUUACUUCAUAUUGCGCGACUUAAUCAUUGCUGACAUGAGCAUGGACUGGACCGCAUCCCGUGUCAUAACCAACAUGCUUCCAAAUUGCUAAAAUUGCUUCUUUGCCCGACGCUUUAUAAGUUCGUAGUUGUAAAAGGAUUCAACAUGUAGUUUGAAUUUCAGUACUUGGCAUCAUUGAAGUGUUGUCUGAAAAACAUCCGUCAUCUUAUUAGAAGACGUAGAGGAAGAAAAAACUUCCUUUCAGUUUUUUUUUACCAAGUUCGAGGAGGUUGUCCUGCGUGAUAUAACUUUUUGAUAGUUGUUACUUUGCACAUGGUUAUAAUUUCUGCUUUUUAUGUAGUGUAUAGUUGUCUGUGAAUAUAGCGUUUAUUGACGUAAUAUAUAGAUUACGUAUAUUGAUAGGUUGUGAUUUAUGCGUUUAAGGCUUUGUCUUGCUGCAGUGCAGCGUUGAAUAAGACUGUUCGUUCCUCUUGUUUUGACGAUUAAAACAGAGCAUCGCACGUAUAAAGAGUUAAAUGGUUUGGCUUCAAACGGUUAUUUGUGAAUCUCUCAAAUAGCCAUACCUUCUGAAUAA